Athene cunicularia (burrowing owl) is the source of this 7809-nucleotide messenger RNA. RefSeq names its product protein tyrosine phosphatase, receptor type Q (gene PTPRQ). Gene Ontology annotation, molecular function: protein tyrosine phosphatase activity; protein binding. The transcript has 46 exons. The coding region runs from base 49 to 7023 and encodes 2324 amino acids. Lineage: Eukaryota; Metazoa; Chordata; Aves; Strigiformes; Strigidae. Gene Ontology annotation, biological process: protein dephosphorylation. The record is from RefSeq and is a predicted model, not a curated record.
GCACUUUUUGAUUCUGCUGUCUAAAAAUAUAAUAAUAUUAACAGAAUAAUGGUUGUUCUGGUUGUUUUGCUUUUGUUCUUUAUUGGAACUGCUAAUAUACAGGCUGAUUUUUCUAAUACUACUCCUGGAACAACGUACAGUGUUACAGUUUCUGCAGUUUCUUCUUCAGUGUACAGUUUACCUGCGAGUAGAACAGUGACAACAAACGUGACAAAUCCUGGGCCCCCUGUGUUCCUUGCAGGUGAAAGAGUGGGUUCUGCUGGGAUUCUUCUGUCAUGGAAUACACCGCUGCAUCCAAAUGGGAGAAUUCUCUCCUAUAUCGUUAAAUAUAAAGAGGUCUGCCCAUGGAUGCAAACAGCUUAUACACAGGUCACAACAAAGCCAGAUAGUUUGGAAGUUCUUCUUACCAGUCUUAACCCUGGAACAACUUAUGAAAUUACGGUUGCUGCUGAGAACAGUGCUGGUGUUGGAGUAUAUAGUGAUCCUUUUCUUUUUCAGACUGCAGAAAGUGCUCCAGGUAAAGUAGUGAAUCUCACAGUUGAAGCCUUAAAUUAUUCAGCUGUAAAUCUGAUCUGGUUUCUCCCUCGUCAACCAAAUGGAAAGAUAACUAGUUUCAAGAUUAGUGUGAAACAUGCAAGAAGUGGAAUUGUAGUGAAAGAUGUCUUGGUUAAAGUAGAGGACCUUCUGUCUGGGAGGUUACCAGAAUGUAAUGAUAACAGUGAAUCAUUUCUGUGGAGUACUACCACUCCUUCAACGACUUUUGGCAAAUCCACAAUUCCUUCACGGACUACGGUUACACCAAUUACAGAGGCACCGAGUCAAAUGAGUUCUGUUUGGAAUGAACCAAUUAGUUUUGUUAUAACUAACCUCAGGCCAUAUACUACCUAUCUUUUUGAAGUGUCUGCAGUUACCACUGAAGCAGGCUACAUUGACAGUGCAAUUGUCCGGACACCAGAAUCAGUUCCAGAGGAUCCACCACAAAAUUUUGCCAAGAGCAACAUUACAGCAAAGUCUUUUGCAGUGAUGUGGGACCCACCUACCAUAGUAACAGGAAAGUUUACUUACAGAGUUGAGCUGUAUGGACCAUCUGGUCAUAUUCUGGAUAACAGCACAAAAGAUCAUAAAUUUGUAUUUAGUAACCUUGUGCCGUUUACAACAUAUGAUGUGUACAUCAGUGCUGAGACAAGUGCUGGGGUGGGGCCAAAGACUAACCUUAAAGUUUUCACUCCUGCAGAUGUCCCAGGUGCUGUAUCAAAUUUACAUCUAGCAGAAGUGGAGGCCACAUAUAUAAAAAUUGUUUGGAGGAAGCCAGGACAACCUAAUGGAAUCAUUACUCAGUACAGAGUUAAAGUACAUCUGCAGGAAACAGAAGUGAUUCUGGAAAACACUGUCCUUGAAGGAAAAAAUAAGUAUUUGAUUGAUUCUUUGCAACCAUACAUGAUAAAUGAAAACAUCAAACCUUCUCCCACAUGGAAUUCAAUGGAAACAGCCAAUGAAUUAUAUGAAGGUUCAGCUGAAAUGUUUUCCAGCAUUCAGACAGCUUCCCCAGUAAUAUUUACAAGUGUAUCUGGUGAUAAUUUGCCUCCUAUAAAUGGAGCUGCAAAAUUACAUUCUGCUAUGGAUAAUCAAUAUAACAUUAACAUCUUGUCUGAAGAACUGUCAUAUGUUAUAAAGGACCUUGUACCUUUCACAGACUACACAAUCAGUGUGUCUGCUUUCACUGUUGUUGGAGAAGGACCACCAUCAGUUCUUACAGUCAGGACACUUGAACAAGUUCCAAGCUCAGUACAAAAUAUAUCUUACAAGAAUAUUAGCUCCUCAUCUGUUUUGCUGUAUUGGGAUCCUCCAGCAAAUCCCAAUGGGAAAAUCAUUCACUAUACUGUUUAUGCAAUGGAACUGGAUACAAAAAGAGCAUUCCACACAACAACUUCAAACAACAGCUUACUUAUGACAGGUUUAAAGAAGUACACAAAUUACAAGAUGAGAGUUGCAGCCUCUACCACAGUUGGAGAAAGUGCUUUGUCCGAAGAGAAUGAUGUUUUCGUGAGAACCCCUGAAGAUGAACCAGACUCCCCACCCCAACAUGUGGAAUUAAUAAAUGUAACUGCAACAGAAAUAAAUCUGAGAUGGUUACCACCUGAGCAGCCUAAUGGUCUCAUAACUCACUAUGAAGUUCUGUACCAUGAUUCUAAUGAUUUAUUUAUUAAAAAUGCCUCAUCUACAACUAUAUCACUAAAUGAAAUGAAGCCAUAUACUCUCUACAACAUCUCUGUAAGGGCGUUCACCAGACUUGGCCAUGGGAAUCAGUCAUCUUUACCACUUCUGGUGAGAACUUCUGAAACUGUUCCUGAUUCUGCACCAGAAAACAUAACCUAUAGGAACAUCUCAUCCAUGGAAAUUGAAUUAUCAUUUUUCCCACCAUCCAUUCCCAAUGGAAUCAUACAGGCAUAUACAAUAUAUCUCAAGAGGGCUAAUGGAACCCAGCAAAGAGUCAUAAACACUACCCUUCUGACGCUACAUAUUACAGAUUUAAAGAAAUAUACAGAAUAUACUGUAGAAGUGUCUGCUAGCACCACAAUGGGGGAGGGCCUUCGUAGUUCACCUCUGCAUAUACUGACUGAUGAAGAUGCUCCAACUUCUCCUCCAGAAUCCCUCUCUGUAAAACAGUUGUCGGGUGUCACUGUGAAGUUGUCAUGGAAACCUCCACUGGAGCCAAAUGGAAUUAUCCUCUAUUACACAGUUUACGUCUGGAAUAAAAUGUCUAAAAGGAGUGUUAAUGUAACAGAAACAUCAUUGCAGUUCACAGACUUGGAAUAUAACUAUGAGUAUAAUGCUUACCUAACAGCAAGUACAAGAUUUGGAGAUGGCAACAUAAAAAGUGAUACUAUAACAUUCAGAACUUCUGAAGGAGCACCAAGUGAUCCACCAAAAGAUGUUGAGUACAGAAACCUUACAUCCACAUCGAUAGUGCUGUUCUGGUCUCCUCCUCAAAAGCCUAAUGGAAAUAUACUGUACUACUCAGUUUAUUUCAAAAAUAAUUCAGGGAUAUUCAUGCAGAAUUUCACGAGUUACGGUAACGACAGCGAUGUCAGUAUGUCCCAUUCUGCAGUUCUGGAUGACUUGGCAAAAUACAGCCAUUAUACUCUAUGGUUAACUGCAAGCACAGCUUUUGGAGAUGGAAACAAAACCAGUGAAAUAAUAGAUGUGUAUACAGAUCAGGAUAUCCCAGAUGGUUUUGUUGAAAAUCUGGUCUAUCAAAACAUUUCCUCAUCUUCUGUAAAUGUAAGCUGGCUUCCACCAUCCCAGCCAAAUGGCUUAGUCUUCUUUCAUGUUUCCCUAAGUUUAUUGCAACUGGGAACCAGUAAGAUACUGUCUUUCCUUACUUACAACACAAGCAUCGUUUUUGACAAUCUGGAGAAAUACACUGAUUACAUUCUGAAAAUUACGCCAGCCACUGAUAAAGGAUCUUCUGAACAGCAUGCUCUAAAUCUGCAUAUAAGAACUGAUGAAGAUGUCCCAGAAUCAACUCCUAUAAUCAAAACAUUUUCAAAUCUCUCAACUACUUCAGUUAUGCUUUCAUGGGACCCUCCUGUUAAGCCAAAUGGUAUUAUAAUAUGUUAUGAUUUAAAUUUAUUUGGGCCAGAAAGGAAUAACUCAUUCUCUACCAUCAAUAAUUUCAUCAUAUUGGAAGACCUUCUACCAUUCACAUUGUACAGCAUUUAUGCAGCUGCAAGAACAAUAAAAGGACCUGGUCCAUCUGCCAUGCUUCAGUUCUACACAGAUGAGUCAGUGCCAUUAGCUCCACCCCAGAACUUGACCAUUACCAACUACACUGCAGAUUCUGUGUGGCUAAAAUGGGAUCCAAGUCCUCAGCCAAAUGGUGUCAUUAUGAGAUACAGUUUUAAGAUUUAUCAAAACAACACUGAAAAACUAUUUUAUCAGAACAUUUCAGGUUCAAACCAUGAGGCAAACCUUGUUGGAUUAGAGCCAUUCAGCCCCUACUUUAUCAGUGUCUCUGCAUUUACCAAGCUUGGGAAUGGCAAUCAGUUCAGUAAUGCUGUGCAGUUUACAACAAUGGAAUCAGUACCAGAUGCUGUCCAGAAUGUUCACUGUAUUGCAACAAGUUGGCAAUCCAUCCUAGUGCAGUGGGACCCUCCUGCUUCAUCCAACGGUGUAAUUACUCAUUACAUUGUAACAGUUGAAGGAAAUUCUAUGAAUUUUUCAUCUUAUAAUACACUGCAUACUUUUAGAAACCUGCUUUCCAAUAUUACUUAUCAGUUUAAAAUAAAAGCUGCAACAUCUGCUGGUGAUGGUGAAGAACAGAUAUGCAAUGCCAGUACACUUCCAGAAAAAGUUCCUAGUGCUCCCAGGGAUAUUGUUUUUUCCAAUGUACAAUCAACAAGUGUGACCCUGAAUUGGAGAUCACCGAAAUCUAUCCUUGGCUACUUUCAAAACUACAAGAUUACCACACAGCUACAGUCCAUCUACUGCAGUGACUGGGAAACUAAGGAAUGUAUUGAAUAUGAGAGGUAUCAAUAUUUAUAUGAAAAUGUGGUGGAUGGCCAUAUAGAAGAGACAGUAUAUGGACUGAAAAAAUACAGAUGGUACAGAUUUGCAGUUGCUGCCAGUACGAAUGUUGGUUAUGGCAGUUCUUCACCUUGGAUUUCUACGCAAACACUUCCUGGCUCUCCAGAUGGUCCUCCAGAAAAUGUGACUGUUUUAGCUACAUCUCCUCACAGUAUUAAUAUAAGCUGGAGUGAACCUGUUAUCAUUACUGGACCAACAUGCUACCUCGUAGACAUUACCUCAGUAGAUAAUGACAACUAUAAAGCUCAGUUUCUGAAGACAAAUGAUGAGGGUAAAGUCUUAGAAAUCUCUGAUUUAAAAGCAUUUACAAGGUACUCUGUAGUAAUCAUUGCCUUUACGGGGGAUGUUAAUGCUGCGCUCCUUGAAGGCAAGGCUAGUUCUCCAGUAAUUGUCUCAACUUUUGAAGCAGUGCCUGAAGACCCACCUAACAAUAUAACAUUUCAGAAGAUACCAGAUGAAGUAACAAAGUUCCAAGUAACCUUUGUGCCGCCUUCUGAACCGAAUGGAAAUAUUCAGGUGUAUCAAGCUAUGGUUUACAAUGAAGAUGACCCUGCUGCCAUCCAGAUCCACAACCUUAGUGUCAUUGAUAAAACAGAUCAGUCAGUAACUGCCAUGAUAGAAGGACUAAAAGGAGGACAUACCUAUAAUGUCAGCGUGUAUGCAAUUAACGGUGCUGGUGCAGGGCCAAAAAUUCAAUUGAAAAUAACCAUGGAUAUUAAAGAACCACCACGGCCUAAAAAGAAACCAGCACCAGUUUAUGAUACUAAUGGGGCAUUACUCGUGACAGCUACAACAAUUACGAUCAGAAUGCCAAUCUGUUAUUACAGUGAUGAUCAUGGCCCUAUCAAGAAGAUACAAGUUCUUGUUGUGGAAGCUGGAGCUCAGCAUGAUGGGAAUGUUACUAAGUGGUAUGAUGCCUACUUCAACAGACCGAGGCUGUAUUUUACAAAUGAAGGAUUUCCAAACCCACCAUGUAUAGAAGGAAAAGAAGAUCUGAGUGGCAAAGAAGAGAUUUAUGUCAUAGGUGCUGAUACUACGUGUAUGAUACCAGGCAGUCAAGACAAAAUAUGUAAUGGCCCACUGAAACCAAGAAAGCAGUACCUAUUUAAGUUCAGAGCAACUAACGUUAAAGGACAGUUUACAGAUUCUGACUAUUCUGACCCUGUCAAAACAUUAGGUGAAGGACUGUCAGGAAGAUCUGUAGAAGUUAUCCUUGCUGUUACUUUGUGUAUACUUUCAGUUGUUCUUUUGGUGGCUGCUGUAUACGCUUUUGCAAGAAUUCGCCAAAAGCAAAAAGAGGGAGGCACAUACUCCCCACGAGAUGCUGAAAUUAUUGACACUAAGUUCAAACUGGAUCAGUUCAUCACAGUGGCAGACCUGGAGCUGAAAGAUGAGAGAUUUACACGAUACUCUUCAUUUUUCUUUAGACGCAAGGAGAUAUUUGUCAUCCAGUUACUUAGUUAUAGAAAAUCCAUCAAGCCAAUAAGCAAGAAAUCCUUCCUACAACAUGUUGAAGAGCUUUGCACAAACAACAACCUAAAGUUCCAGGAAGAAUUUUCGGAACUUCCCAAGUUUCUUGAGGACCUUGCUUCAACUGAUGCUGAUCUGCCUUGGAACAGGUCUAAGAAUCGUUUCCCAAACAUAAAGCCAUAUAACAACAACAGAGUAAAGCUGAUGCCUGAUGCUGGUAUUCCUGGAUCUGACUACAUUAAUGCCAGCUAUGUGUCUGGUUAUUUAUGUCCAAAUGAGUUUAUCGCAACUCAGGGACCAUUACCAGGAACAGUGGGUGAUUUCUGGAGAAUGGUGUGGGAGACGAGAUCAAAAACACUUGUGAUGCUUACACAAUGUUUUGAAAAAGGACGGAUAAGAUGUCAUCAGUACUGGCCAGAAGAUAAUAAACCAGUGACUGUGUUUGGGGACAUAGUGAUUACUAAAUUGAUGGAAGACAUUCAAAUAGACUGGACCAUUAGAGAUCUAAAAAUCGAAAGGCAUGGAGACUGCAUGAUGGUGCGGCAGUGUAACUUUACUUCUUGGCCAGAACAUGGAGUUCCUGAAACUACUGCACCAAUUAUUCAUUUUGUAAAACUUAUCCGUGCAAGUCGAGCACAUGAUAAUACACCAAUGGUGGUUCACUGCAGUGCUGGUGUUGGAAGAACAGGUGUUUAUAUCGCACUUGACCAUUUAACCCAACAUGUAAAUGACCAUGAUUUUGUGGAUAUCUAUGGACUUGUAGCUGAGUUAAGAAGUGAAAGAAUGUGUAUGGUACAGAAUCUGGCACAAUAUAUAUUUUUGCAUCAAUGUGUAUUGGAUCUGUUGACAAGCAAGGGAAAUAGCCAGCCCAUAUGUUUUGUAAAUUAUUCAGCACUGCAAAAGAUGGACUCACUGGAUGCCAUGGAAGGUGAUGUGGAGCUUGAAUGGGAAGAAACUACCAUGUAAAUACUAAGACUAAAGAUAAUGAGAUUUUGAAAGUCAAAGUCAUAUUUUUCUAAGCACAGGGGCCAAAGUGAAUUCCCCUAUUUUGAUGAUUAAAACAAAACCAAAUGAUUGAAAUACCUUUUCUUCUAUCAAUGUGCCUUCAUAAAUAUGUUAAAGUCUUUUAUUCAGAUCACUGAGCGAUAAUAAUUUGGAGUACUUUUGCACAGACCGCACUUCUGGUGUUAUAUGAAUACUGCAUUCAGUACAUAUUUAAAUAGUGUGUUUGAAUAUAUUCAUUUUUCCAAUUCUCUUUGUAAAAGAACAAGCCAAAUAUGAUGUAAAAAUUUCAUACUCCCAUUGAACUUAUUUUGGUGUGAAUUUGCUGUGUUCUUUGUGUUUUGGUUUUAAGUAAAAGCUACAGUUCCUUGAAUCAUUCUUACUAGAUUAGUUUCAGUGUUGUCAGUUCUUGCAGAUUAAUUCCAAUACCAUCACAAUGAUCUUUACCUAACUGUAUGUUCUUGUGUUUUGAAUCUUUUUUUACGAGUGGUAGCAUAUCAGCUCAUGAUCCUGAACAGCUGAAGAGUCACCUUCUGACAUGGGGAGGAUUAUUCAGCUUUUUCACAGCACACAGUAGCUCUUCAGGGACACUUGGGGCUAUUUAAGCUAUCUUAGUAUCAGUGGGUUGUUUUUUUAAAUAUACAAUGGUGAUUGCAUAUGUUCAGUGCUGAGGAAAGUGUUUUACAUUCCUGCUACAUUUUCAAGCAGAUAAAGUAAAACUAUAAAUUUAUUAUAUAUCAAAAUGCAUGU